GAAGAACACUUGAUCAAUUACCAUUUGCAUUUAUUGCAUUCCCGUUUUAAGCAAUUAAAAAUGUGUCCAGGGCAGCUUUUGAGUGAUUGCAGUAAUAUAUGAUUCAAAUAAGAAUUUAUUCGUUUCAAUGAUUUAAAUAGUCAGCAAAAUAUUCACGAAAUUUGAGCUUUCUUUUUAGCUCGUUAUAUCCAUUUGUUUUGAAGUAAUAUAAAUGUUUGUGGUUGUAGGUAAAACAGUGUUUUCCAUUUUCACUAUAUAAUAGGCUAUUACCUACAAAUCUCGAAAGUACAAGUGGGCAUUAUUUUCUCAACGGGUAAGAAAUAAAUAUUUUCGUUGCCUAAUAUCAGCAGAUUGAUGCAGCCCUUGCUUAUCAAACAACAUUCGAGUACGGCUAAUGUCAUCUUUUCAUAUCGAAGUUGAAUGAAUUUUUCUUGUCUGCAAUACGGUUCACAUUCCAGGUAAACCAUUGUCAAAUAAUUAAAAUAGCUUUUACUUUAAAAUUGCCGUACCUCUUAGGAUUGUCGUAAUAUAAAUUUGACUAUUUGAGUUGGAAUCUGAUGGAAAAACUUUUAUACCAUACAAAGAGUACGUUGUUGAAUAAUGAUAGAAAAAGACGCAGAAUAGAUAUCUUGCAGUAAGUAAAGUGAUUGAGUCACAGCAAGCCAUGAAACAAAACAAAAAAAAAAUCAAAAUGUUUUUCAUAAAUGCUAAGGUUACUAUCUCAACUAACUUCGAAUGUAGUAGGCUGUGCGAAAACAAAAGAAACAUCAAGCUUCGAUUCUGGUGGUUUAUAUUAUACUCAUUCAACCACAAACUUCUCACGCAGGAGGACCUUAAAUUUCAGCCAAAUGCGUGCAAAGAGAUCACAAACGGUAACCCAACUGAUGAUGAAUCAAGCACGCGCCGCUUUCAAUAGCGGACGAACCCGUAAUUUUCAUUUCCGUAAGCAGCAACUGCAGGCUCUUCUCUGCAUGUACCGCGAGAACAAGCAAGCAAUGGCGGACGCUUUAUACAAAGACUUGCGUAAAUCCAGAAUGGAGGCUUGCCUUACCGAAUUGGAAUUUAUGCAUAAUGAUCUAAAAUACAUCUUAGAUCAUCUCAGCGAAUGGAUUAAACCGAUCCUGCCGCGAAGAAGUUGGGCAAAUUUUCUGGACAAGCUCAAGAUUGUCCACGAGCCUUAUGGAGUAGUACUAAUUAUCGGUGCGUGGAACUACCCUUUCAAACUGGUCUUGCUGCCUUUGCAUGGCGCUAUUGCCUCUGGCAACUGUGCCGUUAUUAAACCAUCAGAAGUUGCACCAACCUGCGCCAAGCUGAUGGCAAUUUUGCUCCGAAAGUACCUAGACAACGACUGCUUCCCGGUGUACACUGGAGGUGUUUCCAAAACAACCGGGCUACUCAAGGAACGUUUUGACUACAUAUUUUAUACAGGAUCUGUAAAAGCAGCCAAAGUCGUCCACGAAGCAGCAAAUAAACAUCUGACUCCAGUAACUUUGGAACUUGGCGGAAAGAAUCCUGUUUACCUGGACGAUGUAGUCAUAGAUCUCAAUAUUGCUACAAAGAGAAUCCUCUGGGGCAAAUUUAUUAACUGUGGCCAGCACUGUUUGGCACCCGAUUAUAUCUUGUGUAGCAAACAGAUGCAGGAGAAGUUUAUUACGCAAGCAAAGGAAGUUCUUCGAGGUUUCUAUGGUGCUAGUAUUAAAAAAUCGCCUGAUUUGUGUCGCAUUGUGAAUGAGCUCCAAUUUCGACGCAUUAAUGCUCUGUUAAAGAACAUGAAUAUUGCGUACGGUGGAAAAUCAGACUUAUCGCAGCGCUUCAUCGAACCAACCAUCGUGGUGAACGUUGAUCCUGCAGAUCCCAUUAUGCAAUAUGAAAUUAGCGGUCCCCUGUUACCGAUUGUUAAUGUGAAAUCUGCAAAGGAAGCAAUGCUGUUUAUCACAGAGAAGAAGCGCGAAAAGCCACUGAUUUUUUAUAUAUUCUCAGAUGACAGAGAAAUAGUCCGCCAACUGAUAACGACUGUCUCCGCCGGGACAAUUGCUGUAAAUGAUACAGUCACCCACCUGUAUGUUAAUGAAUUGCCGUUUGGUGGCGUUGGAAUAAGUGGUAUGGGUAGUUACCAUGGUAAGGCUAGCUUUAAUACGUUUACCCACCAGAAAAGUAUUUUAACCAAGAGUCUGGGCUAUAUUAGAGAGAAGAUGACGGAGAAGAGGUAUCCACCUUAUGCAGAAACCGAUGAAAAUUUAAAACUGGUGUCGAUCACCAAGUGGAAUUAUAAAGUGGCAAUUCCAACGCAAUAUGUUUCCUACUUUAUCGUUUUACGAUUGGUAUGGCAGUUACAUUCUUAUUUAUUUCCCUUUUGCCUAAUUGAAAGUAGUGUUAUGUUAAUAUUUUUAAGAAAAUAGAUUUUUCCUGUUGCCUA
This is a messenger RNA of Dalotia coriaria, 2416 nucleotides long. RefSeq names its product aldehyde dehydrogenase, dimeric NADP-preferring-like. Gene Ontology annotation, biological process: aldehyde metabolic process. The coding region runs from base 705 to 2399 and encodes 564 amino acids. Gene Ontology annotation, cellular component: cytoplasm. The record is from RefSeq and is a predicted model, not a curated record. The transcript is spliced from 2 exons. Lineage: Eukaryota; Metazoa; Arthropoda; Insecta; Coleoptera; Staphylinidae. Gene Ontology annotation, molecular function: aldehyde dehydrogenase (NAD+) activity.